Messenger RNA from Trichogramma pretiosum, 2445 nucleotides. Its product is annotated as facilitated trehalose transporter Tret1-like. The record is from RefSeq and is a predicted model, not a curated record. Gene Ontology annotation, cellular component: membrane. Gene Ontology annotation, biological process: transmembrane transport. The coding region runs from base 558 to 1952 and encodes 464 amino acids. Lineage: Eukaryota; Metazoa; Arthropoda; Insecta; Hymenoptera; Trichogrammatidae. Gene Ontology annotation, molecular function: transmembrane transporter activity. The transcript has 2 exons.
CACAAGACUCGCGCGAUCCGAGCAACUCGCUCGCGCCACGAUUUGCACAUGGAUUCUUCUCACUCGAUUAAGCCGCUGAGAAUGGCAAUUCACGAUUGUCUUUUUUUACGAAUUUUUCUCUCAUCUUUUUGUUCAUACUCUACACAUCGUUAAUAGAUAUAUUGUGCAAAAUUUUGUAUUCGCCAUUAUCUUAUCGUUUCUCGUUUCCCGCGGGGCUCUCUUAAUUCGUGAGCAAAUCGAGUUUUUGUGCGCUCCACUGGUAAAACGCGUUUUGUAUUAUGUACUCGUAAUAUACAUAUAGCGUGUGUAUCAUCAUCAAUUAUAAAAUGAACGAAUCUGAGCGAGUUGAGAGGAAGAUAGGGGAGAAAGAAAGAGAGAGAGAGAAAUGACGAUGAAAAAUGAAUUCUUAACGACUGGUAUAUAGUUGUUUCGUGUACGCGCUCGUGUCGCGCUCAUGCGACGACGAGAAUAUAGUCUUUUCAUAAGCCUCGCACAGAUUCGAUCGGCUGCUGUGUGGAUUUUUUAAUAUACAAUACAAAAACAUCACGUGCAGCAUCAUGGUGCAGCAGAAAAUCGAGCAAGGCAUUUUUAGUCGACAAUUUUUUCCUCAAUGGAUCGCCGCUGCUGGGGUGAUCCUCGUGAUGGCCCAGUUGGGCGCCAUGUGCGGCUGGACGUCGCCCUAUCUGGCCAGACUCAGUCGUCCCGACGCCGAGCUGCAUCUCGAUCCCGGGGAGGCAUCGUGGGUCGCCUCCCUCAUCAACGUCGGCCGCUUCCUCGGCGCCUUCCUGGGCUCGGGAUGCACCCACCUGUGGGGCAGCAAACACGCCCUGCUCCACACCCUCGUGCCCAUGGCCCUCGGCUGGGCCCUCAUCCUGUGCGCCAAGGACGCCCUGAUGCUCUAUCUGGCCCGAGUCAGCCUGGGCUUGGGCAUGGGCAUGGCCUUCUGCUGCUUUCCGCUCUACAUCGGCGAGAUCGCCGUGCCCCGGAUCCGAGGCGCCAUCGUCACCGUCGCGUUCUGCGGCUCUCCCUUCGGCAACGUGCUCGCCAGCGUCAUCGGUGCCUAUACGAGCAUGAUCGUCUCCAGCUGCGUCUUCCUCGUGCCCUGCCUGGUGGCCAUCGCUCUGUUCUGGUGGCUGCCCGACUCGCCGCAUCAUCUCGUCAAGCGGGGCGAUCUCGAGGGCGCGCGCCAAGCCAUCGACUGGUAUCGCAACGGGGUCGGCGUCGACGAGGAGCUCAAAGCCGUGCAGGCCUUCGUCCAGUCCGGCGACGGUGCCGCCUCCGCCUUCAAGAACUUCCUCGGCCAGCUCAGUCAGCCCUACAUCCGCAAGGCCAUCUGCAUGUCCAUGAUGCUGUUCAUGUACAUGCAGCUGUCGGGACUGAACAGCGUCCUGUUCUACAUGGAGAACAUCCUGCGCGAGGGCCAAGUCACCAUUAUCGAGCCGGCCCUGACCGUCAUACUGGUCAGCGUCGUGGGAGCUAUCACAGCCCUCGCGUCGAUCAACCUCAUGGACAAGUGUGGCAGACGAGUACUGAUCAUGACCUCCGGCUGUAUCAUCACGGUCUCCAUGCUGAUUCUCGGCGCCAGUUUCGUCCUCCUGGAUCACGACUACGAUCCGGCCUACAUUCAGAGCUUCGUCGUUUUCUCCCUGUUUCUGUUCAUGAUCGGCUUCGUGGCGGGCCUGAUGCCCGUGCCGAGUGCCGUGCUCUCGGAACUCUUUCCGGCCAACGUCAAGUGCGCCGCCGCCUGUCUUGCCUGCCUCACAGGGGCUCUGUUCGCAUUCGGUGCUUCGAAAGCCUAUCAGCCACUGGUCAGUCUCAUCGGCGAGGGCUACGUCUUUUUCAUUCACGCCCUGCUGAUGUCCACCGUCAUUCCCUUCGUGCUGCUCUACAUGCCCGAGACCAAGGGCAAGUCGCUACAAGAGAUUCAAGAUAUCCUCAGCAAAAAGAGUUGAAAGGUUGGAUUUUAAGUUAAAUUUUUGGACCUUUGUAAAUUAUACGAAAAUCUAGCGUGUGUUUUCUCAGCUGAUCGAAUGUUUUUAUUCUACCGCGACUAUUUCAAUAGUCUAAUAAUUAGCCUUAUCUACGAAUAAGCGUAUAGAUUUCGUAUCAGAUUGUGUAUAGAUAGAUAGAUUAAAAUUAUGUAAAUUAUGUAUAUAAAAAAAUCUAAUAGAUAUGAUGUAAUUGCUUGCCUAUAACUUUUAAUGACUUCGAGUAUCUUCGAGUAUCUUUGAGUAUAUUUAUUUUUAAUUAUUAAAUGUAAUAAAGUUAUUUUUUGUAAAAAACAAACUUUUUAACAUGGUGACUUCCAAUGAUACGUCUUUCUUUUGUUGUCCUUUAAUAUCUCUUAUACGCUUACGACAAACCGUAAUAAAAAGCGACAAUUGACAAUUGACAAAUAAAUUUUUGUAUUCUUUUCGAUCGCAUAUGAAACAAUAAAUAAUAGCU